Catharus ustulatus (Swainson's thrush) is the source of this 4438-nucleotide messenger RNA. RefSeq names its product histone deacetylase 4 (gene HDAC4). Bases 361 to 3624 code for a protein of 1087 amino acids. Gene Ontology annotation, biological process: negative regulation of transcription by RNA polymerase II; chromatin organization. Gene Ontology annotation, cellular component: histone deacetylase complex. Gene Ontology annotation, molecular function: histone deacetylase activity. Lineage: Eukaryota; Metazoa; Chordata; Aves; Passeriformes; Turdidae. The record is from RefSeq and is a predicted model, not a curated record. The transcript has 27 exons.
CACCACGUGACACCCCCAGCUAAAAAAAAUUUCCAAGAUGGCGGAACCCGUCACGGGCUGAGUCCGUCGGUGGCGCGCUCCGCGCCGGGGGGGCCAUCGCCGCGCAGCGUCCCCGUCUCGCCCGCCGCCCAGGUUCCCAUUUUAAAAGCCAUUGGAAGACACUCUGCCACCCUCUUGGAUUACUUCCCAUACGGCUCAUCAUGUCACUGUGCCCUGGAUUUUACAAGGUGGCCAUGAUUUAAUUUCCACUUCCCACUCCUAUGUAUUGGUGAAGCACUGGAGCUCUUCUGAGCUACUGUUACUCCCGUGGGAACUGAUCUGUCUCGAAUCCGUUCUCCUAAGGACUAGAUAUUGCCAGCAAUGAGCUCCCAAAGCCAUCCAGAUGGGCUUUCUGGCAGAGACCAGCCAGUGGAGCUGUUGAAUCCACCUCGAGUGAACCACAUGCCCAGCUCUGUUGACGUGAGCACAGCCCUGCCCUUGCAAGUGGCACCGAGCUCAGUGCCCAUGGACCUGCGGCUGGACCACCAGUUCUCCAUGCCGGUGACGGAGCCCACACUGCGUGAGCAGCAGCUGCAGCAGGAGCUGCUGGCCCUCAAGCAGAAGCAGCAGAUCCAGAGGCAGAUCCUGAUUGCGGAGUUCCAGCGGCAGCAUGAGCAGCUCUCCCGGCAGCACGAGGCACAGCUGCACGAGCACAUCAAGCAGCAGCAGGAGAUGUUGGCCAUGAAACAUCAGCAGGAGCUAUUGGAGCACCAGAGGAAGUUGGAGCAGCACCGACAGGAGCAGGAGCUGGAGAAGCAGCACCGAGAGCAGAAACUGCAGCAGCUGAAAAACAAAGAGAAAGGGAAAGAGAGUGCAGUGGCAAGCACGGAAGUGAAGAUGAAAUUGCAGGAAUUUGUGUUGAACAAGAAGAAGGCUCUGGCCCACCGGAAUCUCAACCACUGCAUAUCCAGUGAUCCUCGCUUCUGGUACGGGAAGACCCAGCACAGCUCUCUGGACCAGAGCUCCCCACCCCAAAGUGGCGUCUCCGGCACCUACAACCACCCAGUCCUGGGGAUGUACGAUUCCAAAGAUGACUUUCCACUCAGAAAAACAGCCUCUGAACCCAACCUGAAACUGCGCUCCAGACUAAAGCAGAAGGUGGCUGAGAGGAGGAGCAGCCCGCUCCUGCGCAGGAAGGACGGGCCUGUGGUGACGGCGCUCAAGAAGCGCCCACUGGACGUCACAGGAACGGCGGACUCUGCAUGCAACAGUGCUCCUGGAUCUGGUCCCAGCUCUCCAAACAACAGCUCCAACAACAUCAGCACUGAGAAUGGAAUUGCAGGAUCAGUCACGAGUAUCCAGGCAGAGACCAGUCUGGCUCACAGGCUUGUGAACCGUGAGGGCUCUGUGACGCAGCUCCCGCUCUACACCUCACCCUCCCUGCCCAACAUCACGCUAGGACUGCCUGCCACCGGCCCUUCUAGCGCAGGACAAGCACAGCAGGACGCAGAGAGGCUGGCAAUCCCAACCUUACAGCAGCGGAUCUCCUUAUUCCCUGGUACUCACCUCACACCCUACCUGAGCACUACAACGUUGGAGAGGGAUGGGGGAACUGCACACAACCCUCUCCUGCAGCACAUGGUCCUACUGGAACAGCCAACUGCACAAACGCCCCUGGUCACAGACUGGUAUCUUUCAGGACUGCCCCUGCACGCACAGCCCCUGGUGGGUGGAGAGAGGGUCUCCCCUUCGAUCCACAAGCUGCGGCAGCACCGCCCGCUUGGGCGCACCCAGUCUGCUCCCCUGCCCCAGAACGCCCAGGCCCUCCAGCAGCUGGUGAUCCAGCAGCAGCACCAGCAGUUCCUGGAGAAACACAAACAGCAAUUCCAGCAGCAACAGCUGCACAUCAACAAGAUAAUCUCCAAGCCCACGGAGCCGGCGCGGCAGCACGAGAGCCACCCCGAGGAGACGGAGGAGGAGCUGCGGGAGCACCAGGCGCUACUGGAGGAGCCCUACAGUGAGCGGGGCCAGAAGGAGCCCCCAGGGCUGACCAGCGUGGUGCAGGUCAAGCAAGAGCCCAUUGAGAGUGACGAGGAGGAGGCAGAGCCGCAGCAGGAGCUGGAGUCCGGGCAGAGGCAGGCAGAGCAGGAGCUGCUCUUCCGCCAGCAAGCCCUGCUGCUGGAGCAGCAGCGGAUUCACCAGCUGAGGAACUACCAGGCGUCACUGGAGGCAGCUGGCAUGCCCGUGUCCUUCGGGGGACACCGGCCCCUGUCGCGGGCACAGUCCUCCCCUGCCUCGGCCACCUUCCCCAUGUCCGUGCAGGAGCCGCCCACUAAGCCAAGGUUCACAACAGGCCUUGUGUACGACACAUUGAUGCUGAAGCACCAGUGCACCUGUGGAAACACCAACAGCCACCCUGAGCAUGCAGGCAGGAUCCAGAGCAUCUGGUCCAGGCUCCAGGAGACAGGGCUACGGGGCAAGUGUGAGUGCAUCCGUGGCAGAAAGGCGACUCUGGAGGAGCUGCAGACAGUUCACUCGGAAGCCCACACGCUGCUCUAUGGCACAAACCCUCUGAACAGGCAGAAACUGGACAGCAAGAAGCUUCUAGGUUCCCUAACGUCGAUGUUUGUCAGGCUUCCUUGUGGUGGUGUCGGGGUUGACAGUGACACCAUUUGGAACGAGGUGCACUCGUCCGGUGCUGCUCGCCUGGCCGUGGGCUGUGUCAUUGAGCUGGUGUUCAAAGUGGCUACAGGAGAACUGAAGAAUGGAUUUGCUGUUGUCCGGCCCCCGGGUCACCACGCAGAGGAGAGCACACCCAUGGGUUUCUGCUAUUUUAACUCUGUGGCAAUCGCAGCCAAGCUGCUCCAGCAAAGGCUCAAUGUGAGCAAAAUCCUCAUUGUGGACUGGGAUGUCCACCAUGGUAAUGGUACUCAGCAGGCCUUCUACAACGAUCCCAAUGUCCUUUAUAUCUCACUACAUCGCUACGAUGAUGGCAACUUCUUCCCAGGCAGCGGUGCUCCGGAUGAGGUUGGCACAGGAGCAGGAGUUGGUUUCAAUGUUAACAUGGCAUUUACUGGUGGCCUGGAUCCGCCCAUGGGAGACACAGAAUAUUUAACUGCCUUCAGGACAGUAGUGAUGCCCAUUGCCAACGAGUUUGCCCCAGAUGUUGUGCUGGUGUCGUCUGGUUUUGAUGCUGUGGAAGGGCACCCCACACCCCUUGGAGGAUAUAAUCUGUCAGCAAAGUGCUUCGGGUACCUGACGAAGCAGCUGAUGGGGCUGGCUGGGGGCCGCGUCGUACUGGCCCUCGAGGGUGGCCACGACCUCACUGCCAUCUGCGACGCCUCGGAGGCUUGUGUGUCUGCCCUGCUGGGAAAUGAGCUUGACCCUCUUCCAGAGAAGGUUUUCCAGCAGAGAGCAAAUGCUAACGCGGUGCAUUCCAUGGAGAAAGUCAUCGAGAUCCACAGCAAGUACUGGCAUUCCCUGCAGCGUUUUGCCUCCACGGUGGGAUAUUCCCUGGUGGAGGCCCAGAAGUGUGAGAACGAGGAAGCGGAAACAGUGACGGCCAUGGCAUCGCUGUCAGUGGGCGUGAAGCCAGCGGAGAAGAGACCUGAGGACGAACCCAUGGAAGAGGAGCCUCCCCUGUAGCACCCACCUUUGAGCUGGAGUCUCCUGUCUGUUCGUCUUCGUCUUGAAGCUCUGCCAAGAAGCUUUCUCUUGUUGCUCCUGCGUCCUGUCACGGUUAUUUCCCGAACACGGAAGGACAGCCAGGUGUAAAGCAAAGCAAGCGACACAAAAAAAAUAAAUCUCUCCGCAUCUUUGAGUCUCUUUUUGCCGAAAAAAAACCAUACUGGUGAAGAGCAGUAAAGGACUGACACGUUGGGCACUCUUCCUCUAGUCCUCACCGGGAGCGGAAAGAGGAAUGACGCCCGGGAAGUCUUUGGCAGAGUUGCCAACAACAAAAAAAAAAUAAAAAACAAAACAAAAGCAAAACACAAGAAUAACAAAGAAAUCAAAGAUUCAACAACACAAAUCAAACAAACCUUAACGUAAAACUGGUGCUUACAAAGUUGAUUACCCACAACUGAGCAAUCUCCGCUUGAACCACUCAACUCAUUGUGUACUUUCUUUUCUUGGAUAUUUGGAAAUGGCUCUUGCCUGCCUGUGAGUCAGUGACAGCUCUUGUCGGAACAGGAACAAGAUUGGGAGAUGAUGGUGAAUUUUUAAUGAGGAGGGACAGGGAACGAGGGACUCAUCUGACACCUAAAGGAAAGGGAAGCAGAAGUGGGGGGAACGGUAGCCCAGAUGGAGUCGGCUUUAUUGUCUCCAAAGCCAUCUGAAGAUGAGUUUGUGCCUUUUUUUUUAAUUGAUGGAUUUGGUGCAGCUGGAUUUUCUGAAGUUUGAGGAACAAUGCCUUAAGUAAAAAAUAAUUAAAAAAAAAAAAAAGAAAAAAAAAAAACCA